ACCAUAAUAUCCUCACACUCACACACAGUAGUGACAUAUAUCUCUUUCGACGCCUUGGUCCGCAAAGACGCUGCUUGUCGCAUACCGUAAUUAUCCAUAACAACGGCGGCACCAAAGCUUCGCGUUUCUGAGAAUCAGCGAGACAGAAAUCUAGGGUAGUUUUGUGCUGCUUUGUUCUUCCAUUUCCCCCAAUUCGCGUAGCUUCAAUCCUUAAUCGCAAGGAAUUCUUCUGGCCUCUGUGCCUUCUACACAGUUGCCUCACAAGCUUCUUUAAUUAGUUUUGUAAGAUGCCUCGGGGAAAAGCAAAUUCUUCAUCAAUUGCUAAGCCAAAUGAACCAGAAAAGCCGGUUGAAUCUGAUGAGAAGGUCGAUUUGGACGAGGGAAAUGAUCCUGAGGAAGAAAUGGAAGAAGAAAUUGAAUAUGAAGAAGUAGAAGAAGAAGAAGAAGAAGUGGAAGAAGUAGAAGAGGAGGUGGAAGAGGUGGAAGAAGAGGAGGACCCGGAGGAGGUAGAGGUAGAGGAGGAGGAAGAGGAAGAGGAAGAGGAAGAAGAGGAGGAAGGAGUUGAAGAAGUGGAAGAGGAUGAUGCCAAGAUGGAAGAUGAUGAUGAGAAGAAAAAGCAUGCUGAACUUCUUUCUCUUCCUCCUCAUGGGUCUGAAGUCUACAUUGGUGGCUUUCCUCAUGAUUCCUCAACUGAGGAUUUGAAAGCUUUUUGUGAGUCUAUUGGGGAAGUUGUAGAGGUUCGAAUAAUGAAAGGAAAAGAUUCUUCCGAGAACAAGGGCUUCGGUUUUGUGACUUUUAGAAAUGCGGAAUUGGCAUCUAAAGCCAUUGAUGAGCUGAAUAAUACAGAAUUUAAGGGUAAAAAAAUAAGAUGUUCAACAUCUCAAGCGAAAAACCGUCUCUUUAUUGGCAAUGUUCCUAGAAGCUGGGGCGAGGAAGAUCUGAGGAAAACUGUGACUGAGGCUGGACCUGGAGUUACCGCUGUAGAACUAGUUAAGGAUGUGAAGAACAUUAACAACAACCGCGGCUUUGCUUUUAUUGACUAUUAUAAUCAUGCAUGUGCUGAGCAUUCGAGGCAAAAGAUGAUGAGCCCAACAUUUAAGCUAGGUGACAAUGCCCCAACAGUGAGCUGGGCUGACCCUAAAAAUGCUGAUUCCUCUGCUUCUUCUCAGUAUAAUAGCAUGAUCAGUAGGCCUCUUUGGAGGCAGCCCAUGAGGUUCUUGAAACACCACAGGGAAUUUUUCAAUAACGGUUCUCAAUUCAGCAGGGACCUCAGCUACUGCUAUGUUGAUACCUUCUACAAACUCAUGAGAAAGACAGAAAUCCAGGUGAAAGCAGUAUAUGUGAAGAACCUUCCUAAGAAUGUAACUCAAGAGCAGGUGAGGAAGCUUUUUGAACACCAUGGGAAGAUCACAAAGGUGGUUCUCCCACCACCAAAGUCUGGACAGGAAAAGAAUAGAAUCGGUUUUGUGCAUUUUGCAGAGAGAUCAAAUGCUAUGAAAGCAUUAAAAAACACUAACAAAUAUGAAAUAGAAGGUCAAGUUUUAGAGUGCUCUCUAGCGAAGCCACAGGCUGAUCAAAAGCCUGGAGUAUUACAUACACAGAAGCAAGGACUACUUCCAAGAUAUCCACCAAGUGUUGGUUAUGGUUUGCUUGGGGCUCCCUAUGGCGCACUUGGUGCAGGAUAUGGUGCUCCCGGUCUUGCACAGCCUUUUAUGUACGGAGCGGGUCAAACGCCCCCUGGAAUGUCCAUGAUGCCUAUGCUUCUGGCUGAUGGACGCAUUGGAUAUGUCUUGCAACAACCAGGACUGCAGCCGCAAGUUCCACCACCCUCACAUCAAAGAGGUGGCAGGAGUGGUGGUGGUGGUGAUAGUGGUGGGAGCAGCAACAGGAAUUCUGGAAGUUCAAGUAAGGGAAGGCACAACAAUGAUGGCGGCCAAGGGCGUAGAUAUCGUCCAUAUUAGUUUUUGUUUUGAUGUAGAUUUAAAUGUUAUGGUGGCACACCCCUUCCCUUAAAUAUAUUUUAUUUUGUGCCUUCACAAGCUUGUUCAUGUAUUGAAGUUUGAUGCACAAUUGUUUUCCAUUAGAUAUUUACUGUAGAUUUAUUCUUGAUCACAUGAAUGUUUUCACUGGAUUUAAUGUGUUUUGAAUCCUUCCUAUGUUAUCCCGAAGUCACUUCAGACCUUUGUAUAACCAGAGAAAACCUCUAGUUCUUUCUGUAGUAUAAAACUUUGCGUGCUGUUAUUAA
Molecule: messenger RNA, 2245 nt
Organism: Lotus japonicus
Lineage: Eukaryota; Viridiplantae; Streptophyta; Magnoliopsida; Fabales; Fabaceae
Product: heterogeneous nuclear ribonucleoprotein Q-like
Exons: 11
Coding region: 288-1961 (557 amino acids)
Cellular component (GO): nucleus
Molecular function (GO): mRNA binding
Source: RefSeq, a predicted model, not a curated record